Protopolystoma xenopodis is the source of this 738-nucleotide messenger RNA. The record is from the annotation of a GenBank genome assembly. Lineage: Eukaryota; Metazoa; Platyhelminthes; Monogenea; Polystomatidea; Polystomatidae.
CAGUCAUCUAAGAAAACUGAUAAAGCCAUGACUUCUGAAAGUGAAUUAACCUGUAAUGAUUCACACUCAAACACUCAAGAAACCUCAAAAGUUGACCUUUGGGGAUCAAUUAUCGAGAUUGAUCCGGGCCAAUUAAAUUUAGUAUCAUUUAUCAAUCAAGAUUUAGCUAAUGAGUUCCAGUGUACCAAGCGGCGUUUUUAUAGAAACCACAAACACAAGCCCUCGUCUACCAAACAGACACCGAAGCAAAAAAAAGAAAAACGGGAUAAUCAUCUAAAGGAUAAAAUGUUGAUAAAGUUAAGUGCUCCAGAAGUAGCUGUGUCAGCCACUGUCUCUGAUCUUGCUGAAGAGGAGCUUACUCACUUGUUGCCAGAUUUGGCUGAAGUGGCGCGUUUGGCUGAAAUGGCUGCAAAGGAUUAUUUGGCUGCUCAGCGCGACUGGCGGCUUAAGCGACGACGGCAACUAAAUUCGGCUGCAGAGGAUAUUCAAGGUGAACCCGAGAAUAGAGUGAAUGAAGGUGUUCACUGUAAAACUGAUACCGGAACAAAACAAGAUCUGGAGGAUAGAGAAAAGUUGGCAGCUAAGAUAAAGAAUGAGGGCCAGGAGGAAGAGGGAAUAUCAAAACUGGCAAGUGAAUUGACACCACAACCAUAUACCAAAGAGCUGGGUCUCAAUAAAAUAUCGGCUCAGCAAGCCCAACUGUACUGCUCCACAAUGCGUUCUCUUCAAUUCAGGUAA